This is a messenger RNA of Corythoichthys intestinalis (scribbled pipefish), 642 nucleotides long. RefSeq names its product CDC28 protein kinase regulatory subunit 2 (gene cks2). The transcript is spliced from 3 exons. Gene Ontology annotation, molecular function: protein kinase binding; ubiquitin binding; cyclin-dependent protein serine/threonine kinase activator activity. Gene Ontology annotation, biological process: regulation of mitotic cell cycle. The coding region runs from base 177 to 419 and encodes 80 amino acids. Gene Ontology annotation, cellular component: SCF ubiquitin ligase complex; cyclin-dependent protein kinase holoenzyme complex. Lineage: Eukaryota; Metazoa; Chordata; Actinopteri; Syngnathiformes; Syngnathidae. The record is from RefSeq and is a predicted model, not a curated record.
CCAAUCAGGCGAAGGCGCGCAACUGAACGUUACUUUUUGAACGCAAGCUAUAAAUAUAAGCUCGCUCAAUCAGCAGGCAGCAGUUUGAGGUAAAGACGCUUGUCAAUAACACUUUUUUUCCCCGUUAACGGACGAUUUGACUUACUUGUGAACACUUCUUUGAGCUUGUCGGAACAAUGUCUGCGAAGGAAAUUCACUACUCUGACAAAUACAACGACGACGCCUUCGAGUACAGGCAUGUUGUGUUACCGAAGCAGCUGUCCAAACUGGUGCCCGCCUCGCAUCUCAUGACCGAAGAAGAGUGGCGAGGCCUCGGCGUCCAGCAGAGCGAAGGAUGGAUCCACUACAUGAUCCACAAACCCGAGCCUCACAUUUUGCUCUUCAGAAGGCCACUCCCCAAGAACUCACGUGCAACAUAGACCAGCUACCGUUUUGUUUUUUUCUCCAUCUGUAGCACUAUGUAUGUAUGUAAUGUUAAGUUGUAUAUUUUGAGCACAUUUUUAUUUUGUUUUUAUUGAUGGUGUUAUGUAUCACUUAGUGGUAUUUUAUUUUUUUUCCCAAAAAUGUAUCUGUUAAGUCAUCCAGGACUGUAAAUAUUUUCUCUUGUGUUUCCAGCUUCCAAAUUUGCUUGUUGUGAGAUGA